Gamsiella multidivaricata is the source of this 1311-nucleotide messenger RNA. RefSeq names its product ornithine aminotransferase. The transcript has 4 exons. Gene Ontology annotation, molecular function: L-ornithine transaminase activity; pyridoxal phosphate binding; identical protein binding. The record is from RefSeq and is a predicted model, not a curated record. NCBI's taxonomy places the organism in Eukaryota, Fungi, Mortierellomycota, Mortierellomycetes, Mortierellales, Mortierellaceae. Bases 1 to 1311 code for a protein of 436 amino acids. Gene Ontology annotation, cellular component: cytoplasm.
AUGCCUUUGCACUCGCUUACCAACAAGGAGGUCAUGCACCUCGAGCACCAGUACAGUGCCCACAACUACCACCCCCUCCCCGUUGUCUUCACGAAGGCUCAGGGUAUCUGGGUCUGGGACUGCGAGGGAAACAAAUACAUGGAUUUCUUGAGCGCCUACUCGGCCACCAACCAAGGUCACUCGCACCCCAAGAUCGUCAAGGCUCUCUGCGACCAAGCGCAGACCCUCUGCCUUAGCUCCCGCGCUUUUUACAAUGACGUUUUUGGCCAGUACGCCAAAUAUAUCACCGAGUACUUUGGCUUCGACAAGGUCCUCCCCAUGAACACCGGUGCCGAGGCCGUCGAGACUGCUAUCAAGCUGGCCCGCAAGUGGGGUUAUCAGAAGAAGGGUAUUCCCGAGGACCAGGCCGUCGUUCUUUCCUGCACUGAGAACUUUCACGGACGCACUGUCGGAAUCAUCUCCAUGUCGACCGACCCCGAUGCCCGCCUUGACUUUGGCCCCUACCUCCCCAACGUCGGUCCUAUUUGCUCCAAGACCGGCCGCACCAUCCGCUACAACAACAUCGAGGAUCUAGAGUACGUUCUCGAGCACAAUGGCAAGAACGUCGCUGCUUUCUUGGUCGAGCCCAUCCAAGGUGAGGCCGGUAUCAUGGUCCCUGACGACGGCUACCUUAAGAAGGUCGAGCAGCUCUGCAGGAAGCAUAACGUCCUCAUGAUCGCCGACGAGAUUCAGACUGGUCUCGCCCGUACUGGCAAGAUGCUCUGCAUCGACCACGACAAUGUCAAGCCUGAUAUCAUCUUGCUCGGCAAGGCCUUGUCCGGAGGCGUCUAUCCCGUCAGCGCUGUCCUCGCGAACGAUGAUGUGAUGCUCUGCAUCAAGCCCGGUGAGCACGGUUCGACUUAUGGUGGUAACCCCCUUGGAUGCGCUGUUGCCAUGGCAGCUUUGGAGGUCAUCAAGGAGGAGAACUUGGUUGAGAAGGCUGCCACUUUGGGCGAAAAAUUCCGCGCCGCCGUUUCCAAGAUUCAAUCGCCCGCUUUGGCUCUUACCCGCGGUCGUGGUCUCCUGAAUGCCAUUGUCAUUGACGAGAGCAAGGCAAAUGGUCGUACUGCCUGGCAAUUGUGCCUGUUGAUGAAGAAGAAGGGCCUCCUUGCUAAGCCCACCCACCAGAACAUCAUCCGUCUUGCUCCCCCUCUCUGCAUCACUGAGGAAGAGCUCAUGGACGGUGUCCGCAUCAUCGAGGAGUCUCUUAAAGAACUCUUGGCCUUGACGGACGCCGAGGCCAAGGCUCUUGAGGCUGAGGACGAGCACUAA